AUGGCCACCGCGGUCGAACCGACCUCACCGGUCGAGGCGCCUUCAGAUCCUAGAUCCCCAAAGACCCCUGGCGAAAACGAGCUUCCUCUGCCACCGGUCCCCUCUCUGAUGAAUGGCGCAGAUGGAGCAAUUGGUCCCGCGGAACGAGAACGCGUACAACAUGUUUUGUCGUCGGAUGUUGGAAUGACCACACUACUCGGCAGAUUGAAACAAAGCAUAAGUUCUACAAGAGACUUUGCCGCAUUCCUGAAAGAAAGAUCUGUCAUCGAAGAGAAGCAUGCGCACGGGUUGAAACGACUGUGUCGGAGUACAAACGAGCAGAUACGACGGCCGGAAAACAGACAAGGCUCUUUUGCGCAAAACUAUGAAGAAAUCACGAGAAUCCACGAUCGAAUGGCCGAGCAUGGCCUUCAAUUCGUCACCGCCCUGUAUGCAAUGUCGGAAGAACUCUCUGAGCUGGCAACGAAUACAGAAAGAGGCCGGAAACACUGGAAACAGUCGGGACUGAGCGCGGAGAGACGAUUCCAGGACGCCGAGUCUGCCAUGGACAAGGCCAAGUCUAAAUACAAUUCGUUGGCAGAGCAGUACGACCGGGCGAGAACAGGCGAAAAACAGUCCGGCCGGUUUGGCUUGAAAGGAACCAAAUCCGCCGUCCAGCAAGAAGAAGACCUCCAUCGCAAGCUGGAAGCUGCCGAUAGUGAUUAUGCUGCCAAAGUGCAGGCUGCGCAAAGCAUACAACAGGAGUUGUUGACUACACUCAGACCGCAGACUGUGCACGCUUUGCAGGAACUCGUCAGGGAAAUCGAUGCUGGCCUGGGCGUGCAGAUGCAGAAGUUUGCAGGUCUGACCGAGAAGCUGAUUCUAGGCUAUGGACUUUGCAUCACACCACUGAAGGGACAGUCGCCGGCUUCGGGCUCAACUACGAGAAGCCUGCGGGAAGUCACCUCGAGUGUGAACAACGAGAGGGAUCUUGUGGACUAUGUCCUAAGCUUUACCGGCCGGGCAGCUGCAAGACCACGCGAGAUCAAAUAUGAAAAGCAUCCCGCUUUGUCGCCGAAACAGCAGCAAUUUAGUCCACCUUACAGUCAACCGCCCGCGGAUUCGUACGGGCAAAAUUCUGGGCCGCCUCAUCAGACCCGACAGGUGUCGGGUGUCACUACUUCCCAAGGUGAUGGAUAUCCAGCCUCAGGAUCGCAACCGCCGUAUCCUGCUGCAGGACAAGGACCAACGUCGAGUCACCCACCGCCUCGACCGCAGCCGCCACCGCAACAAUCAAACUUUGGCCCUGCUCCAUCCCAGCGAUCAAGCCCACCGCCUUCUGUAGCACCUCAGCUGCCGCAGAUCGAGUCUUUUGCGUCUGAUCAAUUCGCCGACCAGACUUCUGGUGUGGUCAGUACAGGAGCCACGGACGCUCAUUACCGCGCACCUCUGGCACAAUACAACAACGGCUCAGGACCACAAACUGGCCCACACAUGGACAAUCUUCGGUCUCCUUCCUCGUCAAUCGGACCUACGAAUCCCAUGGUCGGUCCGGGUCAGCAAUAUGGUCAGAGUGGUCCAGGGGGCACUCCAUUCGAUCAACGCUCUCCGUCUUCCUUGACGCCACAGCUCAGUAAUGAUCGCAUGACGUUUCGACCUCCCCGAGGAUCUUCGCUGGAACAGUCUAGCGACUCGAGCAACAGUGUCCCUUUGCGCGGCCAACCAAGCACAGUUUUCUCGCAGGUCACUGUGCCGCCUCCGUCGGAACUAGAGGAGCGACCUACUCCACCAGCACAUAUGCAAGGUGACAGGGCGCGAUCCUACGGUUCGGAGGGCGGCCUACCUCAGUCUUACCCUCCUCCAGGAUCCAUGUCUGGACCUGCCAGCAAUGGGCAAAUGCAACGACUACCGCAGGGUCCUCCUGAUGGGCCUCUGCCACGGCUUCCUGGAUCAGGUGGCAGUGUCAGCUCGUUCGCUCCGAGGGGACCAUCCGGCCAGCGAGGUGGACCCCCGGUGAGACCCGUGUUUGGAGUGUCGUUAGAAGACUUGUUCCAACGCGAGGGCACUGCCGUACCCGCCAUUGUCCGUGAAUGUAUCCAGGCUGUAGAUCUGUACGGCCUCGACGUGGAGGGUAUUUAUCGAACUUCCGGGUCAGCACAUCAUAUUAUGGAGCUGCGACAGCUAUUUGAUCAUGAUGCCAAUGCGGUGGACUUCCGGAACGCUACAUCUUUUCACAACGAUAUAGCUUCUGUCACCACUCUGCUCAAACACUUCCUCCGGGAGUUACCCGAUCCCUUGCUCACGGCGACACAAUAUCACGCAUUCAUCGAAGCGGCCAAACUAGACGACGACAUUAUCCGGCGGGAUUCGAUACACGCCCUCGUCAAUUCGUUGCCAGAUCCCAACUACGCCACUUUGCGCGCUCUCACGCUACACUUGCACCGCGUUGCCCAGCACAGCGACAGGAACAAAAUGACCAUGAGCAACCUGGCCAUUGUGUUUGCGCCGACGCUGAUGGGACAACAUGGCGGCGCAGGGCCAGGAGGUGGUCCCGAUAUCGCCGACGCCGGUUGGCAAGCCAGGGUUGUGGAGACGAUCCUACACAACACGUACCAGAUCUUUGACGAUGAUGAAUGA
Messenger RNA from Capronia coronata CBS 617.96, 2616 nucleotides. RefSeq lists its product as uncharacterized. Lineage: Eukaryota; Fungi; Ascomycota; Eurotiomycetes; Chaetothyriales; Herpotrichiellaceae. Gene Ontology annotation, biological process: signal transduction; regulation of GTPase activity. The record is from RefSeq and is a predicted model, not a curated record. Gene Ontology annotation, cellular component: cytoplasm. The transcript is spliced from 4 exons. The coding region runs from base 1 to 2616 and encodes 871 amino acids.